CUAGCGCUCAUGUACAAGAUCAGAUUAUUUGCUCGUCAUGUCAGAUACUUCAUAUCAGUGCAUUUUGUUUUUCAUCUGGGGUUUACAGCCGACACUGCUUGAGAGCUGUUUUGGGUUCCAAACUACAUACAAGAAUUAUAUCUGAGUGAUCGAUUGUUUGGACGCCUGCAUUAACGUGGGGGGAAAAAAUUAGCCUCUGGAUUUCUAGCCUCAAGGCUUUUAAUGGAAGGAUACUGUUACAGAAGAAAUAAUGGGCUGCGGUCAGCAGAUGAACAUCAUUAUGCUGUUGAAGCCAGGAAAAUUAAACAACAUACUUAAUAAGAGAAACGAACAUAAAUAAAAGCUGGAACUGAACACAGUUUUUUUUUUUUUUUUGAAUAUCAAACAGAUUUUAUUCUGCUUUCUUUGUUCCUCCACUAAUUUGAUUUCAGCCAGUUUCUUCACAUCUUGUAUUUAAAUACUUACACCAAGGGGACUGAUCAUGCAAGAAAAUGUGAGCUCCAGAAUGGACACCCCCACCAACAUCUCUCUGGUGGGGACCGGGGACGCUGUGUCUGAGUCCCUGGAGUAUAAGACAGUAUCUGUGUUCCUGGUGCUGCUGGUGUGUGGUGUGGGCAUUGUGGGAAACGUCAUGGUCGUGCUGGUGGUUCUUACCACACGGCACAUGCGUACACCCACCAACUGCUAUCUGGUGAGCUUGGCUGUGGCAGACCUGAUGGUCCUGGUGGCUGCGGGUCUGCCGAACAUAUCUGAGAGCUUGAUGGCAACCUGGGUGUACGGGCAUGCUGGGUGCUUGGGCAUCACCUACUUUCAGUACCUUGGUAUUAAUGUGUCCUCCUGUUCGAUCACAGCCUUCACUGUGGAGAGAUACAUUGCCAUAUGUCACCCAAUGAGGGCUCAAACUGUCUGUACGGUAUCCCGAGCGAAACGCAUCAUUGCCGGGGUGUGGGCUUUCACCUGUGUUUACUGUAUGCUCUGGCUGUUCCUGGUGGACAUCCAGGUGAACCCUGAUGGUCGUGUGCAGUGCGGCUACCGCGUCUCUCGAGACCUCUACCUGCCCAUCUACCUGAUCGACUUUGCCAUCUUCUAUGUGAUCCCACUGCUUCUAGCCAUCGCCCUUUACGGUCUCAUCGCUCGAAUCCUUUACCUGAAUCCUCUGCCCCACCCACCAGACUCGGGUACCAUAACUGCCCCCACACUCAGGAGGAGCUGCAAAGAACCAGCGGACGCCGGAAAAGCAGGGCGUCAAGGACGCCCGAAGAGUGCAAUUUCUUCCCGGAAACAGGUCACUAAGAUGCUUGCAGUGGUGGUUGUGCUCUUCGCCCUGCUGUGGAUGCCGUAUAGGACCCUGGUUCUCAUUAACUCCUUUGUGAGCACCCCAUACCUUGAUGCCUGGUUCCUACUCUUCUGCAGAACUUGCAUUUAUGCCAACAGUGCAAUCAACCCUGUCGUUUACAACCUAAUGUCCCAGAAGUUUCGCUCUGCCUUCCGUGGGCUGUACCGCUGCCAUAGGGAAGACGUGCACCAGCGGACGCUCUCCAUGCUCCAGUGUGGAUGCAGCGUUGGAAGGGACCCCCGACUUUGCAGUAACACCAACGGCACACCUAAGAAAAUCAGUUUAGUCACUCCUGAGCAGAAACCAAACAAAGGCAUGGAGGUCCGCAAGGAAAAUAUGAAUGAGCUAAUUAGCGAUGGUGUAAAAAAUGAGACUGAGCCAAGCUUCAAGAGACACACAGUUGAAAACUGCAACAUAGAUGAACUGAAAAGCUCAGUUGACAAGGAGGUACCUACAGUGGAGAACGUGGACAUGAGCAAGAUUAAUGAUAAUGGGAAAAUAAUGGAGGAAAGCGAUAAUAAAGCUCAGGAUAUUAUCGCUGACGUAAACUACACGGAGCAGACACAGCUAGUCGCCGGUGAAUUCAAAUCUACUCUGGAAGAAGCUGAACAGAAUGACACUGGGUUAAAUCACAGCAUUGUAUAGAUCAUUCCACUACAGACUGGAUCUAUUUCAUUGAAGUGGCAGGGUUGAACAGUAGAGCCUGGUUGUUCAUUUUAAAACCAGAUCUUGGAAUUCGAAACUUGUAUUUACAGGCGUCAUCCUCACUCUUCAGUGGAAGUGGCAAGACUGGAGCAAGAAGUGGAACCAUUUGGCUGUCAGCAUCACAUGCCUUCUAGAGCUCAACACAACUUUUAAAAUAUGAACUAAUUUUAAAACAAGCAUUUCUUGCUGACUUUGUUAAUGGCUAUAGAUAAAUUGAACAACAUAUGCUAAAUCACUUAGGGUCAUAUGCUACCAGACUUUCAAGAAAUGUUGAAUAUCAGAAUGUGCCUCAUUGCUAGGAGAUGCAUGACAAAAUUAAACAAUAUGUGUUUUAAAGUCAGCUCAAAAUAUCAAGCAUGUUUGAUAUCCUUCAAUGGAACUAUUGCUGACUGCAAGUCAAAAUUAUGUAGUGUUUUCAAACUGGGCUUUUGCUUCAAUGGAUAGUACAUACAAAAGAAAUAAAAAAAGAAUUACUGUUUAAAGUCAGCAUGAAAUGGAAAUGUAUCAUAUCUACAUUGUAAAUAUAUCUUAUUGUGAAUGAUUUAUCCAUACAUGCUUAUUUAUUUUUAUUUUACCUCAUCAUUUUUCAUCGAUCUUUCAGUGAAAUACCAGACUUCUCCACAAUCAUUUAGUCUGCAUUCAGAUCUGCCUUCAUCCAAUCAGCAAAUAUGAAUAGAACCAAGUCCCUGCCCAACGAUUUUUCCCUUUUCUAAAAUCUGUUUCACUCAGAUAUAUGUCAAAAUAUGGAAGGAAAGUCAUUACUUCUAUAACAUCAAGUUACACAGUCUUCUUUAAAAGAACCAAAUUCUUUCAGUUGACCCAAAAGUGAACUAAAAAAAAUGGCGAACUCAAAAAAAAAAAAGACGACACUUAAAACAGUGGGGCUCCUUCCCUUUCGAUCUACAAACUAAAUAUUGAAUAACAUUUCAACCUUUUAAUAAUCACACAAGGCCAUAUCACAAUUUCGACUUGAAUUUCAUUAUUUGUGCAGCCUUAGCUCCAGGAUGUGUCUACUCUCACAAAACCAUUUUGCCCACUUUGUGUCUUCAAAAUCAGCGCAAUGAGAAACAAAUAAAUCUCAUCCUGCUUUAAAGCAAAGACGCCAAGUUAUCGCAAAAAACAUUCAGGAUACUGCGUGAUUUCACCAAGUAUAACAUGUUCCUGGAUCAACAUUCCAAUCAACCAAUCAGA
This is a messenger RNA of Carassius auratus (goldfish), 3232 nucleotides long. Its product is annotated as thyrotropin-releasing hormone receptor-like. The record is from RefSeq and is a predicted model, not a curated record. Gene Ontology annotation, cellular component: membrane. The transcript is spliced from 4 exons. Gene Ontology annotation, molecular function: thyrotropin-releasing hormone receptor activity. NCBI's taxonomy places the organism in Eukaryota, Metazoa, Chordata, Actinopteri, Cypriniformes, Cyprinidae. Bases 482 to 1981 code for a protein of 499 amino acids. Gene Ontology annotation, biological process: phospholipase C-activating G protein-coupled receptor signaling pathway.